Gilbertella persicaria is the source of this 1431-nucleotide messenger RNA. Its product is annotated as major facilitator superfamily domain-containing protein. The coding region runs from base 286 to 1356 and encodes 356 amino acids. Gene Ontology annotation, molecular function: transmembrane transporter activity. Gene Ontology annotation, cellular component: fungal-type vacuole membrane. The transcript has 3 exons. Gene Ontology annotation, biological process: transmembrane transport. The record is from RefSeq and is a predicted model, not a curated record. Lineage: Eukaryota; Fungi; Mucoromycota; Mucoromycetes; Mucorales; Choanephoraceae.
AGUUACAAUGGAUAAAGAAGAACAGACAAUUCAAAGUGAUAUUGCUUCAGAAAAGACCUAUACGAAAUCAAUAAAAUCAGAAACUGCAAGUGAAAUUACACCUCCUGACGGUGGCAAAGGUUGGCUUGUUGUUAUGGGGUCCUUUCUUGGUAUGUUCUCCAUGUAAGAAUAAUAAUAAGGUCAUGAUGAUCAUAGCCAUUUUAAACAGGCUAUUAUAGAUUUGGUUACAAUUAUAGUUGGGGUGUUUAUCUAAAUUUAUACAAGACACAAGUCUAUAUUGGCCAAAUGAGUACAUUGUCCUGGGUUGGUUCGAUCUGUGUUGCUUUAUUCUUUAUUACAGGUCCUAUCAAUCAAUUUGUUAUUGAAAAAAUGGGUUAUAAAUACAUGUUAAUGACAGGCACAGUCUUAUGUACAGCUGCAUUAAUUUUGGCUAGUUUUGCUACUCAAGUAUGGCAUGUGUUUCUCACUCAAGGUGUCAUGUUUGGUUUAGGUGCUUCGUUUGUUUCUUUGCCUUGUAUUGGAGCACCUCAACAAUGGUUUUCAUCGAAACGUGGAUUAGCCAUUGGUCUUGCUAUGUCAGGCAGUGGUAUAGGUGGUUUAGUGGUAGCCAACAUUAGUAUGGCUGUGAUCAAGAGCUUAGGUUAUCGUUGGGCACUGCGCAUUGAUGGCAUUAUUGUAUUUGUUCUAUUGUCUAUUGCUACUUUGUUUGUUCGACCUUUUGGUGAUGUUAGAAAGACGGGAGGAGGAAGAAAACUAUUGAAUUGGUAUCUUUUCAAGAAUCCAAUGUUUACUGUCAUGUUCUUUCAUGGUCUGAUCACAACAUUUGGUUAUAUGACACCCUUCUUUUUAUUACCCUCGCAUGCAAACGCUCUGAAUCUAGACCCUUGGAUUGGUACAAAUUUAUCUGCCAUCAUGUCAGCUAUCAAUGCAGUGGCCCGUGUCUGUACAGGUUACAUGGGCGAUAAGCUAGGUCGAUUCAACAGUCUAUUCCUAUGUACCUUCUUAUGUGGUGUAUGUUGUCUCACGAUCUGGAUCAAUGUUCAUAAUGAAGCUACACUUUGGGUAUUUGCUAUUCUUUAUGGCUUCUUUGGUGGUGGUUAUGUUGCUCUCUUUCCUACUGUGCAACCACAGAUUGUAGGCCUGGAACAUAUUGGUCCUGCAAUUGGUUUGCUUUAUACUACCAAUAUAUUUGGCUACUUGUUUGGUACGCCUAUUGCUUCUGCUCUGAUUAACCUAUCAUCACCACCAAGUUAUGUCAAUGGUGCUAUUUGGGCUGGUGUCACUAUUGUACUAGGAUCAUUUUUUGCUGGUUGGGUCCGUAUUCUUAAAGGUGGAUGGGUUUGGACCAAGAUUUAAUAAAAGUUAGCCCAGUUUUUUGACAUUCGAACUCAGCAACAAAGGUAUCAUGAUCCAAGGGCCCUUUGAUAUGCC